AUGGCUCACACUCCAAUACCAUCCCUCCCUCCACAUCCCAACAGCACUAAUCUAACCACUCCCAAAUCAGCAAGGGCAUCUCCGUCAUUUCACAAGCAUCGAUCCGAAGUCCAGUCCAGCCCAUCCCCAGUUCAAGUGGGCCAUACAUCGCUCUCCUCUCUUCCCGUGACAGACGCUGAAGCAGUUGCAGAAGCAGCAGCAGCCGCAAAGCACGCAAACGGCACCAUGGUAGCGUUCCUCAUUGUCUUCCUCACAUCUCUGCUAACUCUCACCACUCUCCCCGCCGCAGAGUCGAGACUGUACAGCAACUACUACCAAAAAUCGUGCCCGAGAUUCAACCAAAUAGUCCAAGACACCGUCACCAACAAGCAGAUCACCAGCCCCACUACCGCCGCAGCCACCCUCCGCCUCUUCUUCCACGACUGCCUCCACAACGGCUGCGACGCCUCCAUCCUCGUCUCCUCCACCCCCUUCAACAAGGCCGAGCGCGACGCCGACAUCAAUCUCUCCCUCCCCGGCGACGCCUUCGAUGUCGUCGUUCGCGCCAAGACUGCCCUCGAGCUAGCCUGCCCCAACACCGUCUCCUGCGCCGACAUCCUCGCCGUCGCCACCCGUGACCUCGUCACCAUGAUGGGCGGGCCCUACUACAACGUCCCACUCGGCCGUCGCGACGGCCGCGUCUCCAAGGCCUCCGCCGUCGAGGGCACCCUCCCGAGGCCAGCCAUGCCGGUGUCUCAGCUCAUCCAGGUGUUCGGGUCCAGGGGCUUUUCCGUCCAGGAAAUGGUUGCCCUCAGUGGGGCCCACACCAUCGGGUUCGCCCACUGCAGCGAGUUCAGCUCCGCGAUCUACAACUACAGCAAGUCGGAACAGUACGACCCGCAGUACAACCCGAGAUUCGCCGCCGGGUUGCAGCAGGCCUGCGCCGAUUACCACAAGAACCCGACGAUGUCGGUGUUCAACGACGUAAUGACCCCCAACAAAUUCGACAAUGUCUACUUCCAGAACUUGCCCAAGGGUUUGGGGCUUUUGAAGUCGGAUCACGCCUUGUUCAAUGACCCGAGAACCCGGCCCUUCGUGGAGCUCUACGCCAAGGACCAGAACACCUUCUUUCAGGCGUUUGCGAGGGCGAUGGAGAAGCUCGGCGUGCACGGGAUCCAGACCGGGAGGCGAGGAGAGAUUAGGCACAGAUGCGAUGAGUUCAAUUAA
Molecule: messenger RNA, 1206 nt
Organism: Prunus armeniaca (apricot)
Lineage: Eukaryota; Viridiplantae; Streptophyta; Magnoliopsida; Rosales; Rosaceae
Source: the annotation of a GenBank genome assembly